Molecule: messenger RNA, 1656 nt
Organism: Spodoptera frugiperda (fall armyworm)
Lineage: Eukaryota; Metazoa; Arthropoda; Insecta; Lepidoptera; Noctuidae
Product: UDP-glucosyltransferase 2
Exons: 9
Coding region: 16-1632 (538 amino acids)
Molecular function (GO): UDP-glycosyltransferase activity
Source: RefSeq, a predicted model, not a curated record
UGUUCCGGUGUUUUCAUGGUUGUAUCUACUGUAGAACAUGGCAUGGAGUUGCAGCGGUUUUGGGAGAAAAUGGCAUUAGCAAUAUGCCUGUUCUUGGGCCUUCUUCUAAGUUCGUCAUGUGAGGCCUACAAGGCUCUGGUGGUGUUUGGAAUGCCAGCAACGAGCCACUCUAAUUUGGGUAGAGGAGUUGUGAGAAAUCUAUUAAAAGAUGGACACGAGGUGACAUUCAUCACUCCAAUUCCAAUUAAGGAUCCUCCGCCAAAUCUUCACCAGAUUGAUGUCAGCAGUAACUUCGAACUUCUACCACUAGACCUAAUGAAGAUAGAGAGAUUCUUUGAACAUUCCAUGCCGGCUAUGCCUCGAUUCUUCGUGAAGAUGAUGAUGACGAAUCUGGUUUCGAAGACAAUGGAACAUGAAAAUGUACAGAAACUACUAAACGAUACUAAUGCGCAUUUCGAUGUUGUCAUCGUUGAAUGGAUGUUUUCUAGCCUUAGUGCUGGGUAUGCUACAAUAUUCGACUGCCCUCUGAUCUGGUUGACGCCGGUAGAAGUCAACUCAUUGUCUAUUGGGUUAGUCGAUGUUCUACCCCAUCCUGCUUACAGCACAGAUCCUUUGUCAUCCUACCUGCCUCCCUUUAGCUUUCUGGAGAGAGCCAUGGAAAUAUGGACGAGACUACAAGAAUCAGUUUUAGGAUUCUUGUAUUAUGAAUCAAAAGACGCAGCCAACUACGAGAGAAUUGUAGUCCCUCAAGUCGAAAAGAGAGGUCGACAAGCCCCACCACUUAGUGAAGUUCAAUACAAUGCGUCUCUAGUGUUGGGUAACUCACAUGUGUCUAUGGGGCUGCCACUGAGUUUGCCACAGAACUACAAGUCUGUAGGAGGUUAUCAUAUAGAGGAAGAAGUGAAGCCAUUACCUGAGGACUUGGAAAAGAUAAUGAUGAACUCCAAAAACGGAGUCAUAUACUUCAGCAUGGGAUCCAACUUGAAAAGUAAAGACUGGCCAGAAGAGAUAAAACGUGAUCUCCUUAAAUUAUUCGGAGAACUAAAACAAACGGUGAUCUGGAAAUUUGAAGAAGAAUUGCCAAAUGUACCGAAAAAUGUUCAUAUUGUGAAAUGGGCACCGCAGCCGAGCAUUUUAGCUCAUCCAAAAUGCAUCCUAUUUAUAACCCAUGGAGGACUACUCUCAACCACAGAAACGAUCCACUUUGGUGUUCCUACUAUUGCCAUACCUGUCUUUGGAGAUCAGUUCAUCAAUGUCAAGAAAUCAGUCGCUAGAGGUUUUACUCUCCAAGUUAACCUGUCUUACAAAUUGGCUGCAGAUCUGAAAGUGGCAAUUGAAGAAAUGCUGAGUAAUCCUAAGUAUAGACAGAGAGUAAAGGAGCUGUCCUACAUCUACCACGACCGACCAGUGCAGCCGGGAGCGGAGCUGCGACACUGGGUGCAGCAUGUAGUGAACACACGCGGCGCCCCCCAUCUGCGCUCUCCUGCACUAGCCGUGCCAUUAUAUCAACGACUGUACCUAGAUUUAGUUGCAUUCCUAUCUCUAGUCUUUCUUAUUUUGUACACAUUGAUUAAAAAAAUAUAUCGUCGUGUUAGGUCUAAUAAAAAUGUAGACAGUAAGAAGAGAAAUUAGAAAUAAAUUAUUUAUUUUAUGAAA